AUGCCCAGUGGAAGUGAGCCGAGACUUUCGAGCGAAUCCCAGAGUUCCCCCACGUCGUGGUGGUCCAGGUAUCUCCCAACUAGAUCUGUACGUGCAAGGCGUGGGUCUGCAGCUGACGUCGAACCAUCAGCCAUGAAGGUCGCUGACUCUCCAAAGAAGAGGAAAAGAACAUCUAGUGCCCGCCCAGGACGCAGGAUCUCGAUUCAGAUUGGCAGACACAAAGCCGCCAAUAUGGGUGACGACGGUUUGAAUGUCCGGGACUUGUUCAAAACUAAACUCAAAGAUCCUGCUCCAGUCGGGCGGUACAACCAUGCCCACAGUGAACUGUUGAAAGAAGAAGAGGAUGAUGCUUGGGACCGCGAUGCAAAACCCAAGACUACGUCUCCUUCCGAUACGAUAGAGAAGAGGACCAUGAUCAUCGUCCAUGCUUUGCGGGAGUAUGAGAGAAGGGUGACGUUUGGUAACCUUCCAUCAGAAGCAAUCCCGGGCCCAGAGACGCAGGACAUGGGUGGUCAGUUCUUGACAAAUAAGGACCGCAUUGAGACAAAGAGCAAACUCUUUGAGAUAUCAAAACUUGUGCCAAAAGGAGCUCUCUUGCAUCUGCACUUCAACUCUGAGCUUGAUCCAGAAGAGCUGUUAGCACAGGCACGGAACAUGGACAACAUGUACAUACGCAGCAUUAUGCCUUUAGAGAAGGAUGAGGCCUUUCCCGAGACGGAGAUGGUCCUUAGCGUCCUGGAUCCUGAUAAAAUCGACAGAGAUGUCGACAUUUUCUCGGAGCACUACCCAGGAACCGCAGCUAAUUGGAGAGAAGCAGACAUGCAAGCGAAAAUCUGGAUGAAAUGGUCAUAUUUCCAGGAGAAGUACAAUGCGAGGUUUCCUGAAGGUCCCGUUCAGCGCAGAGCCUCGGAAAUGCCGCUUCGUGGAUGUUGCGCAGACCCUGGGCGUCCGGCGCUAAACGCUGCUGAGUACUGGCUCAAGUCGAAGAUGAUACUCAGCCCGGAGGAAGCCUACGGCUACACGCAGACUGUCAACGGAGUGUGGGCACGCUUCAACCAAGCAACACGAUGUUUCAAGGGUCUCAUGAACUAUAAGAAAGUCUAUGAGUGGUACAUUGACCAUGCUAUCGAACGCAUGAUUAGUGAAGGUAUCAUGUAUGCUGAGCUUCGGCCAAUGCUGCUGGAUAAGUCGAUACCUACCGAUGACGGCAAAGGCCAGGUCGACAACGCUGGACAGAUGCAGAUGAUCAUCGAUGGCGUGCUUGCAAAGCAGGAGGAACUGCGAAGCCGGGGCGAAAUCAACAAGUUCCCUUUCGGUUUAAAGAUUGUCUACUGCACGCCUCGUUCGAUACCGAAGGGAAGGAUGCAAGAAGAGAUGAUGCAAUGCAUCGAGUUGAAGCAGCAGUUCCCGAAUCUUAUCUGCGGAUUCGACCUGGUAGGGGCCGAAGAUCGACCCAACCACAUUGGGUUUUACAAGGAGGAGCUUCUUGCCUUCCAAGAAACGUGCAAAGCCAAGGGUCUGGUCAUACCUUUUCUGUUCCACGCCGGCGAAACAUUGCUUGACACUGGCGGUUCUGGAGACCCAGCCAACUCCAACCUGUACGAUGCCGUCCUUCUCAAUGCGAAGCGCAUCGGCCAUGGCUUUGCCUUGAUGAAGCAUCCCCAUCUGGUGGAAAAGUUCAAGAGAGACCCUUGCAAGCCCGGUUCGGGCAUCUGCGUCGAGCUCUGCCCCAUCUCCAACGAGCUGCUCCAUCUGUGCAGAAACAUCAAAGAGCAUCCAUUCCCCGAGCUUCUAGCUGCAGGCAUUCCCUGCACGGUGAACAGCGACAACCCCUCGCUCUUCAGAAACUCGAUGAACCACGAAUUCUACCAGAUCAUGGUCGGCGCGCCCACCAUGUCGCUCUACAGCUGGAAGCAGCUCGCGCGCUGGAGCAUCGAGUACAGCUGUCUGAUGCCGAGCGAGAUCGAGCAGGGCCUGCAGAUCCUCGACAGCACAUGGCGCGACUUCUGCCAGCUGAUAGUGGACGUGUGCGACGACGAGCACGACGGCGUCAUGAACGGCGAUGAAAUCGACGGCGACAAAGCCGCGCGCUUCUACGCACACAAGACCGACUGGAAGCGCAAGCCAAUGGCCGAGUCGUCUUGA
Ascochyta rabiei is the source of this 2145-nucleotide messenger RNA. Its product is annotated as Adenosine deaminase. Gene Ontology annotation, molecular function: adenosine deaminase activity. The record is from RefSeq and is a predicted model, not a curated record. Lineage: Eukaryota; Fungi; Ascomycota; Dothideomycetes; Pleosporales; Didymellaceae. Bases 1 to 2145 code for a protein of 714 amino acids. Gene Ontology annotation, biological process: inosine biosynthetic process; adenosine catabolic process. The transcript is spliced from 5 exons.